UUAGUACGGUAUAAAAUGUUUGUCCCUGUCAGGCCGCCGUCCUGCAGGUCCGCCAUAUUGUCUGCCGAAGCUGCCGCUGAAGCCACAGCUGCGGCCGCCGCCAAGUCUGAGCGAGCGGAGCCGCGAUGGGUGAGUGAGGCAGCUCGCAGAUGGGUGCUCGGGCUGAGGUCUUGGGGAUCGGGGUCUGCGAGGGCCUGUCUCUCGUCUGAAGGAGAUGUCGGAAGCGUCCCGAUAGAGACCAUGGCAAGCCCAGGGAAAGACAAUUACCGAAUGAAGAGCUAUAAGAACAAUGCCUUAAACCCUGAGGAAAUGAGACGAAGGAGGGAGGAAGAGGGCAUUCAGCUUCGGAAACAGAAGCGGGAACAACAACUUUUUAAACGGAGAAAUGUGGAGCUGAUUAAUGAAGAGGCUGCCAUGUUCGACAGUCUGCUGAUGGACUCCUAUGUGAGCUCUACAACAGGGGAGAGUGUGAUCACAAGAGAGAUGGUGGAGAUGCUCUUUUCUGACGAUUCUGACUUACAGUUAGCAACCACACAGAAAUUCCGGAAACUCCUCUCCAAAGAGCCGAGUCCUCCAAUAGAUGAAGUUAUUAACACUCCAGGAGUAGUUGACCGGUUUGUGGAGUUUCUGAAAAGGAGUGAGAAUUGUACAUUACAGUUUGAAGCUGCUUGGGCUCUGACAAACAUUGCCUCCGGAACUUCUCAGCAGACCAAAAUUGUCAUUGAAGCAGGAGCUGUCCCCAUUUUUAUAGAGCUGCUUAACUCAGACUUUGAAGAUGUACAAGAACAGGCAGUCUGGGCUCUGGGAAACAUAGCUGGAGACAGUUCGGUUUGCAGAGAUUACGUCCUGAAUUGCUCGAUCCUUAAUCCUUUGUUAACACUCCUCACUAAGUCCACACGACUCACAAUGACAAGGAAUGCAGUCUGGGCCCUGUCAAACCUCUGCCGAGGAAAGAACCCGCCUCCAGAAUUUGCAAAGGUCUCUCCUUGUUUGCCUGUGUUGUCUCGCCUGCUCUUCAGUAGUGACUCAGACUUGCUGGCAGAUGCUUGCUGGGCCCUCUCUUACCUGUCUGAUGGCCCCAAUGAGAAGAUCCAGGCAGUCAUAGACUCUGGAGUCUGCCGGAGAUUGGUAGAACUUCUGAUGCACAACGAUUACAAAGUGGCAUCUCCUGCCUUGAGAGCUGUGGGUAACAUUGUCACUGGGGAUGACAUCCAGACCCAGGUCAUUCUUAACUGUUCAGCCCUCCCUUGUCUCCUCCACCUACUGAGCAGCUCUAAGGAAUCAAUCCGGAAAGAAGCUUGCUGGACCAUUUCAAACAUCACUGCUGGCAAUAGGGCUCAAAUACAGGCUGUCAUAGAUGCCAAUAUCUUCCCUGUGUUGAUUGAAAUCCUUCAGAAAGCAGAGUUCCGUACAAGGAAAGAAGCAGCCUGGGCCAUCACCAAUGCCACAUCAGGAGGAACCCCUGAGCAGAUCAGGUACCUGGUGUCACUGGGCUGCAUCAAACCCCUGUGUGACUUGCUGACUGUAAUGGAUUCAAAGAUUGUGCAAGUGGCCCUCAAUGGACUAGAGAACAUCCUGCGGCUUGGAGAGCAAGAGGGCAAGCGUAGUGGCUCAGGGGUCAAUCCCUACUGUGGCCUCAUUGAGGAAGCCUAUGGCUUGGAUAAAAUUGAGUUUCUUCAGAGUCACGAGAACCAGGAAAUCUACCAGAAGGCCUUUGACCUCAUUGAGCACUACUUUGGUGUAGAAGAUGACGACAGCAGCCUGGCUCCUCAGGUGGAUGAAACACAACAGCAGUUCAUCUUCCAACAGCCUGAGGCCCCCAUGGAGGGCUUCCAGCUAUAAUGUCUGCCUCCGGGGAGGGGAGGGCAUGGGAAGCACCACCAGCCAGCAGAAGAGCAGCCCACUGGUGGGCAGGGAAACAGCCACCCCACCAGCAGCCACCACACACCUGCUGCCCUGAGACUGUGCUCUUGACCUGCUCAUCCCCUUCCCUGGAGGGAGCACCCUCUGGACAGACAGAACCAUCUGAGGCUCACAUGGGUUUUGUGACAAGAAGGGGACGUGUGGGUUUUUCUUCCUUACACUUUAUUUUGGCUGCACACAUGUCUUUAACCCAGGAGCCCAGGGGUAGACAAAGGAGGACUGAGGUAAUCAAUUUGCACCUUUAAAAUUUUUUUUUUCUUUUAUUUUCUUUAGUGGUGACUUCCUUCCCAUUAUUCUUGCUUCAUCCAUCCCAGUCCUCUGCCCUGAUGUGUGUAACUCUUAUCUUGGGUACUUGAGCAGAUGGAAUAUUCCAGAGGUGGGAGGUGGGGGGGAGGGGAGAAGUCCAAAACAAAGUGUUCUUGCUCUGACCGAAUAUUGAUCUUGUAUGCUUGGAUUGGUUAUUUAAUUUUUUCUUUUGCACAUUUUUCUUGUAUUAAGGUUGCUCUUCCCAAAAGCUGGUUUUAGGAGCCCAGCUGCCAGCAUUGUCUGGAAAGAGAGGCUAAUAAGGAGGCCCCAUGAGACAGAGGUCCUCCCCGCUCACUCUCCUGGAACAAAUGUACAGUGGGAGUGGACAGGAGGAGCACAGGCCUUCAGACAGGGCCUUCCCUGUGUAGCUACUGACCCUGUAUCCUACCCACCUCCUACAUGGUGCGACCCAAUUUUAUUUGUUUACUUGAAAAUUCACCUCAGAGUUGAAUGAACCUCUGAGGUGGCUGUGUUUUCUCCUGAGCUUGAGAUGGGGGGCUGUGGUCCUUCCUUCUCCUGAGGAGAAAGUCCUUGCUCUGAUGACCCAUAAGUUGCAGAGGAGGUUGGAGUUAGGGUCGUGUAUUGGGAUAGUCAGGAAUCCCUGCCUUUGGCCUUUCUUCUUCCUUCUGCCAUAGUUGGAUCAUGUAUAUUUUACUUCCAAAGGAGAGAAUGUCAAAAAGUUCUGUAUUUUUUUUAUAUUCUAUAUUUUAAGUAGGUCAGUCUUAAUUGGUCUUAAGAGGAUAAACCGUCUGUGAGUGGGAUACUGUGAGGAAGACCAAAAAGGGAUAUAGAAGCUUCCUGUUCAAAGAGCUAGACUUGGUCCUUUUCUUCUCUGCUUGGAUUCUGGGUCAUCACUUGGGACCAACUCUCACCUCUGGAGCCUUUAUGAAGUAAAUCAGCCUGGGCUGAUUUUCCCUUUCCUGAAAGGAGCAAAGAGUGCCUGGGGGCCUGGUGAAGUCUGCUGCUCUGGUCCUUGCUCCUGAGCAGAAAGCAUCCUGCCUUCUCUAACUCAGUUACCAGUCCCCGUUACCCACAUAAGUCAUGACACGGCUGCCUCUGCCGUUAUCAGAGAACCUUGGCGACCUGGAUACUUUGAUAAGAGCUGUUGGCAUAUCCCUUCCAAGGGUCGUUGUACCUUUCUUGUGACAGUUACACAGACACCUUUUCUUUCUCUGAGUAAAGCUAGCUCAAUGCCUCAGAGGCUGGCCUGUGUUUUAGUGGGUUACACAUUAUCUAAAACUGAGCUCUGGGGGUGGGGGUGGGGGAGUGGUGGGCAUUGUCAGUUAGGUAUAAAUCAGCUGUGGAGCUAGCAGCCCAGUACCUCACUGUGUUGAAGCAGAGGUGUCCUGUUGUCAUCCACACUUUUCUUUCUCCAGAAACAGCUUCUUACUCCUGUUCCAACAGAUCUCCCACACUUGCAGAUCUAAAGAUCAGGUCUUGCUGUUGGCCAUUGAUUGGCCUUCUGUUUGCCAUGUCUUAGUUUGGAGGCCCUGCUCCUAAGAAAAGUAGUUCGGGGCUGGUGGUUGAUACUGAAAGCUUUGACUAACAUUGGCGGAUCAAAUACUACUUAUUCACCCUCUGACCUUCUGGGAAAGCAAUGGGCAGGGCCUUUUUUUUUUUUUUCUUUUAAACCUGGUCUGCAGCUUUACUACAAACUCUGCUCCUAGUUCAAAGAAAAGCCCUCCAGGACCAUUAUCACCACCCCUGUCUAAAGAGCAGAACACUGUAGUGGGAGCUACUCUGCACAUCUCAAGCAACAGUUAAUAAACCCCUGGCAUUGGAGCCAUACUCUCAGUAUGUGAUAUAAUGUCCUGCCCCCCAUCCUUUCUCCAGUAUCUCUUUGGCUUCAGACCUGCAUCCAGUACCAGAUGGAAGAGGUUGGUUACCUAGCUGCUCUAGCCACUGCACACUGAAAUCCUCUUUAGUGACUGACAGAGUGGUCCGUUCUAGACACUGUCUUCAGUCUCCAGCUCUCCCCAGUGACUACAAGCCUUGAUGUUGGCUGUAGCCUUUUAGUAUAACCAUACAGAGUUCCAUCCUAUUUGUCACCAUUGUUAUUUGGGUCGGUGGUCACACACUUCCAGGAAGUAGGUGUUGACCUUUUUUUUAAAGAGCUUUGGUGUUUCCCUUUACCUGGGACCUUGUAUCUACUGCUGCUCCCUUCUGUCUGGAAGUAGUCAUCUCCCAGGUGUGCUGAAGCUAACCACAGAUUAUAGCUGCUUUUGUAUUUAGCUAAGGAAGAUGAAAAGAAGGUUCUGCUUCUCUGAAAUGAAUCCAGUAGAAAGACAAACUUCCUGCGUGGAGGAACUGUGGUUCUGCUCCUGUCUGCCUGGAAACCCAGCAGUUCACACUCUUUCUGCACUCCACAUGGCCUCCUCUGAGGGCUUCUGCUCUCGUGCAGACUUCAUCCCUUCUCCCCUCGGUAUCCAUCCUCUUGGGUAUUCUUCAGGCUCUAACUUCUUGAAGGCACAAAGCUUCUCCAGGUCCCUGUAGACCCCAGAGGGGACAGGAUGAUGAUGACAAGCUUCCCUAGCAGGCUGGGGAAGGGUGCAAGGCUCAUUGCACUGAACCGUAGGAGAUUCUGAGCAAUAGCAGCAGUUUAAGGUGGCACUUCCCUGCAUAUCCAUAAGAGACAGACUUCUGGCGCAUUCUAGACCAACCUCAUCCAGUAUUUUUUUCUGUUUUACCUUUUGUAUUCUUUUGUUAAGGCAAUGAACUGAGAAUUUGCCCCUCUAGCGAUCCAUGUAUUGGACACUAGCUGCUCUGUGGCCAAAGGCCUUCCUAACUGGUUCCAUUGCCACGUCCGUCUAUUCCCUAGUCCCACCCCAGAAUCAGACAUGCAUGGCAGUGGAAGAAUUUGAGGUCAACUCCAACUGAAUCUGAAUGAAAAUUUAUUUUCUUUUUGAGAGAGCAUCUUGUUUGAAGCCUGAACUGCACACAGGACCAAAGCUGGCUGUGAGGAAAGCAGCCAUAACUUGGGAAACCUGAACACCAGAGGGGAAUAGCUUGUGUGAUGUGUCUCCAAGGGCUUGGGCUUACCUACCUGUUCCUAGGCCAGCCUGAUUUCUGAUGCUCACACUUCUGAUGCUCACACUAGCCCUGCACUCCUGGGGGUCUGGUUUUAAUGUUUAGGUUUAGAGAAAGUGAUACACCAUGUGCAGGGAGCUGGAAAGGGAGUCUCAGCUCGGCUCCUGAGACUGCCUGCAAACUAUGUCAAAGAUUCACACCAUGAACCCUCAGAAGCUGGAGGUGGGUAUUGGCUUUUUUAGCCAGCUUUUUUGGGAAAUGCCUUUUUUGACCUAUUAAAUAAAUGAUGUGGGUAUGAGGUCUCAGCUACCCAGCAGACAGAACAUCGCCCAAAGAUAGCUUGGGUUUCCAGGUAAGAACCCUAGAAAGCUGAAUUUAAUCCUCACAGGUUUUGCUUUCCAAAUUCAUUUGCUUUUAUUUUUCUAAGAACUGUAAGCUCUAUUUUUUCAUGUUCUCAGGGCCCCUGGGUAGACAAACAAAGCUUGAUUUCAGAGCAGAAAUAGGCCAAGAAACCAUGGCAUUGAGUGUGCUGAGUCCAGACAAAUGAUAUUUAUAUACACAUCCAAAUUUGAAGAGAAAAUGUAUUUCUUUAGGUUUCAAACACUGUAAUAGAUACAAAGCAAAAAUAAAAACCUGUUGCAAAGUU
This is a messenger RNA of Cricetulus griseus (Chinese hamster), 5902 nucleotides long. The record is from RefSeq and is a predicted model, not a curated record. Lineage: Eukaryota; Metazoa; Chordata; Mammalia; Rodentia; Cricetidae.